Hibiscus syriacus is the source of this 1683-nucleotide messenger RNA. RefSeq names its product protein TIC 40, chloroplastic-like. Lineage: Eukaryota; Viridiplantae; Streptophyta; Magnoliopsida; Malvales; Malvaceae. Gene Ontology annotation, cellular component: chloroplast inner membrane; chloroplast thylakoid membrane. The coding region runs from base 126 to 1445 and encodes 439 amino acids. Gene Ontology annotation, biological process: protein import into chloroplast stroma; chloroplast organization. The transcript has 14 exons. The record is from RefSeq and is a predicted model, not a curated record.
UAAGGACAUCACUGAUAAUGUUUCUCUCUUCUCUCUUGCUUAAACAGCUCUUCAACAUCCAUAGCUUUUCAUUUUCUUUCAAAAUUUCUCUUAUUUUAUUAUAUUUUUUCCGACUUUAAAAUUCAAUGGAGAAUCUGAAUAUGGCGUUACUUUCUUCAUCGUCUUACUGUUCUGCUCCAAAGUUAUUUCCAUUAGGAUACAAUAAUCAUAGUUACGCUCUCAAAAACCCUACCAAAACCUUACAUUUUCGAACUUCCAAGAUUGUUCCUCGUCGUUCCCGAAUUCCCACCUCCGCCCAUCUUUUUCCUCUUCCUCCACGUCAUCCCCGAAUCGUUCUGAGAAAGCACGGGGAUGAGCGGUUUGCGAGCAUUUCUUCUUCUUCCAGCAAUCAACAGACUACUUCUUCAGUUGGAGUCAACCCGAAUCCCACUGUGCCUCCGCCGUCCUCUCAAAUAGGAUCACCGCUCUUCUGGAUUGGAGUAGGUGUUGGGCUUUCAGCACUUUUUACAUGGGUAGCUUCAAGAUUAAAGAAUUAUGCAAUGCAACAAGCUUUCAAAACCAUGAUGGGCCAGAUGAAUACACAAAAUAAUCAAUUUAGCAAUACUGCUUUUCCCUCGGGAUCCCCGUUUCCGUUUCCAUUUCCAGAACCUCCAUCAGCAGGUCCUACUACACCCCAUUUUCCAUCUUCUUCUCAACCUGCUGUCACAGUUGAUGAACCUGCAUCAAAAGUUGAAGCAGUCUCGGUGACUGAUUCAGAAACUGAAGUGAAAAGUGUGAAAGAUGAAAAAGAAACAGCUGAGCCAAAGAAAUACGCUUUUGUUGAUGUUUCUCCUGAAGAAACUGUCAACAAGAGUGCUUUUGAAGAUGCAGAGCUAAGUUCAUCAAGCGGUGUUGGCUCUCCCAAGGAUGUUUCUGAUAAUGGAGUUGCAUCCAAGCAGGAUGCUGGUGCUUUCAGGGGUUUCCAGGAAAGUGGAAGAUCAGGUCCUACCUUAUCUGUAGAUGCUUUAGAGAAAAUGCUGGAAGAUCCAACAGUACAGAAGAUGGUUUAUCCGUAUUUGCCCGAGGAAAUGAGGAACCCUGAGACUUUUAAAUGGAUGCUACAAAAUCCUCAAUACCGUCAACAACUGCAAGACAUGCUAAAUAAUAUGGGUGGAAAUACUGAAUGGGACAAUACGAUGAUGGAAUCCUUGAAGAACUUUGAUCUCAACAGUCCUGAGGUCAAGCAACAAUUCGAUCAGAUUGGGCUGACACCUGAAGAAGUAAUCUCCAAAAUAAUGGCCAAUCCUGAAGUUGCUAUGGCAUUCCAAAACCCUAGGGUUCAAGCUGCUAUCAUGGAGUGUUCCCAGAACCCACUGAGUAUUGCGAAAUAUCAAAAUGACAAGGAGGUUAUGGAUGUAUUCAACAAAAUAUCCGAACUCUUCCCCGGAAUGUCUGGUUCAUAUUGAACUUGGUUAGUUGGUUGGAUCCGGAGUAUCAAAUCCAAAACCGAGUAUGAUUUCUGAAUCACUCGUUCCGAGUUUGAGUUCUGUUUCCAGAAUGAAAACGAGCAUUACCAUUCGGUUAACCCUAAUGUCCACCGUUUAUUGUAAUCUAGAUUUUUGGUAAACUGUAGUUGCAGUUGAAUGCGUACACUAUCCAGAAACUAACGAUAAAUGGUUUUAUAGAGGCGCAAUGUCUUUGCAG